Molecule: messenger RNA, 1654 nt
Organism: Osmerus eperlanus (European smelt)
Lineage: Eukaryota; Metazoa; Chordata; Actinopteri; Osmeriformes; Osmeridae
Product: interleukin-18 receptor 1-like
Biological process (GO): signal transduction
Source: RefSeq, a predicted model, not a curated record
CACAGAGUUAACAAUUAAAUUGACUUCAACAUCAAAAAAAGAAUAAAAGAUUCAUACUUAAUUAGCGCUGCCUAUCACGCCUCAAUUGGCUGUUACACAAAAUGACAUCGUCAUGUGAAUCCAACGUUAUCGUUAACUUUGUUCCCCAUACAGUGUUGACAGUGUAAUGUCCAGAAAAAACAUUCCGAUGUUGUAGAAACAUUUCUAGGGUACUUGGUGAGAUCUCUCAGAGCACACCACAAGGUAAUCCUUGCGGGCACCAGUUUAUUUUCAAUUGAAGAGGAGAUUGAGAAUGGACUCCUUUUACCUCCUCCUCCUUCUGCUCUUCCUAGAAGUCUCAGGGAACAUGCAGCCAAAGAUCCUCACUCCACGAAAUGGUGAAGUCAUAGAAGUGACCCUUGGCUCCCAUACAGAGAUUGUCUGUAAUAGUAGCAUAUACAAGGACUUGGAUAGUGAGGUGUAUUGGAUGAAGACAAUGAACACGACAAUGACCUUUCUGGACGAGAAUGAGAUGCUCCCUGUCUUCUACAAGGAGCAGAAUGGUUCGGCAACCUUGACCAUCAGGGAGGUGUCUGAGGAGGCCCUGGUCUUCAACUACACCUGUAUUCUCACCUCCACCAGCGGCAUGGACCUAGCAUCGAUCAGCCUGAUACUCAAGGCCCCCCCACCCUCGUAUAUCCUGGUCGUUGGUCUCCCAGUGCUCUUGGUGGUUGUGGUCGUCAUGUCGAUAGUCAUAUACGUGACCCUGAGGAUGGACAUUGUUCUGUUUUUACGGGACAGGCUGGGUUUCCAUGGAAGGACCUCAGAUGGAAAGAGCUACGAUGCCUACAUAAUGCCUUUUGAGGGCCCCGGAGGGGUGGGGCUUACUGCACAAGACCGGAGGAUGCUGGAGGCGGUGCUAGAGGAGCAGCUGCCUUGAUACAGCCUCUGUCUUUACCACCGAGAUGUCCUGCCUGGACAAGCUGUAGCCAAGGCAGUUCUGGACUGCAUAAAACAAAGUCGCAGGCUGGUUCUGGUCCCCUGCUCUCUGGACCAAGGACAGAACCAGGACCAGGACCAGGGCCACAACCAGGACAACAGCAGUGAGGUUCAUCACGGGCUCCUGAGUGAUCUACAUGCAACUCUGGUGGGGCAUCAGACCCAGCUGGUCCUGAUCCAGACAGAAGCUCCACCUUCAGACAGCCACACUGACCAGGACCAGGCCCAGGCCCCUCUCCCAAAGGCUGUGCAUCUGCUAGCCCAGGCUGGCCACAAGGUCACCUGGCGUGGCUCCUCUUCCUGCCCACUCUCCUCCCCCUUCUGGAAGCAGCUACGUUUCUGCCUGCCCUCCAAACCUAGCCAGCGACCCCUACACACACCUUUGUCCUACCACCCCUGCUGAUGCCUGGGUCCUAGCUCUCCUCUUGACCGCCAGCAGCAGUUCUGGAGAUAGUGGGAAUUUUCAGGCUUCUUUGAUGCUUCACUCUUUACACGUUCUUGGUUCCUCUCCAGUAUGGACCUGUGUAGAAGCUAACAUAUACUACACUCAAUGUUCACAUAUGACUAACAGUUUUAAAUCAGCGGCUUGUUUAUUCCAGGAGGACUCGGCGGGGCUGUUAGUGUGUCUCUCCAUGGCGUUGAUCUUGUGCAUUUAAUUAAGAAGAGAGGGGGGAAA